AUGACGAAUAGAAACGGCAGUCAUCGUCAGGAAACGGUUAUCGACAUAGGAAAGCAGGUAAACUUUACCGGGGGACUUGAGUUUUCUAAUCUUACUUACACAGUAAUAAAGAAAAAGAAAGUUGAAGGAAAAUUGUUAAGUCAAGAAGUAGAUUUAUUGCACGCUAUUACUGGCUAUGCACCAAAAGGUUGCAUCACCGCCGUAAUGGGUCCAAGUGGCGCCGGAAAAUCUACUUUCUUGGAUGGGUUGGCCGGACGUAUUGCCAGUGGAAGUUUAAAGGGCAGAGUUUCAUUUGAUGGAACAGAAAUGAACCCUAGCUUGAUUAAGAGAAGUUCAGCUUAUAUAAUGCAGGAGGACAGAUUAUUUCCUAUGCUUACUGUUUAUGAAACUCUGAUGUUUGCCGCUGAUUUUCGGUUGGGUCCCCUUUCUAGAACUGAUAAGAAGCAGAGGGUGGAGAAGCUUAUUGAACAGCUUGGUUUAUCAUCAUCAAGAAACACAUACAUAGGAGAUGAAGGUACAAGAGGAGUGUCUGGUGGUGAGCGUAGAAGAGUGUCAAUUGGUGUAGACAUAAUCCACGGACCAUCUUUGCUCUUUCUUGAUGAGCCAACCUCAGGGCUAGACUCUACAAGUGCACACAGUGUAAUCGAAAAGGUUCAUAACAUUGCAAGAUCAGGAAGCACAGUGAUCCUAACAAUUCAUCAACCUUCAUCAAGAAUCCAAAUGCUUCUUGACCAUCUGAUUAUCUUGGCUCGUGGUCAGCUCAUGUUUCAAGGUUCUCCAAAAGAUGUUAGUCUUCAUCUUGGCCGAAUGGGGCGAAAAGUUCCCAGAGGUGAAAAUUCUAUUGAGUAUAUGAUUGAUGUUAUACAAGAAUAUGAUCGGUCUGAGCAUGGAGUGGAGGCUUUAGCUGAAUUUGCACUUACCGGAAUGAAACCUCCCAAGUUAUCCGAUGAGGACGUGUCAGUUUCCUCCGUUGCGCUUACUCUGCCUCCAGCCCGGGGGAACAAGAGGCAGACGGAAGGGGCAGGUGGAAGGAGAAAUGAUGGGAAACGGAUUUCUUCACAAACAAGGGCAUAUGAAACAAAUGAGUUUGAUAGUAGUAUCAGAAGUCCUGCAUGGAGUGGUGGUAAUAAUUUUGGAGUAGUGACAACGUUAAGGUUUACACCUUCUCGCCAAAGGAAUGAAAGAAAAGUGCAAAAUCCAAUGAGUUCGACGUCUCCUGGCUACUACACAUCCUCGAGAGAUAUGUUGCCAAACACACCAACACCGCACAGUAGUGACUACACAGUAAAUGAAAAUGACUACCUAACCCCAACCAUUGCUCCAAACAAUAUGGCAAACCAUAUUCUCGGUCCAAAAUUUGCCAACUCUUUUUUAUCAGAAACAUGGAUUCUAAUGCGCCGGAAUUUCAAGAACAUCAGAAGGACACCCGAGCUUUUCCUCUCAAGACUCAUGGUUUUGACCAUAAUGGGUAUUAUGAUGGCAACAAUGUUUAUGAACCCUAAACAAAAUUCCCAAGGAAUAACAAAUCGUCUUUCUUUUUUUAUCUUUACUGUCUGUCUCUUCUUCUUCUCAUCUAAUGACGCUGUUCCUGCUUUUAUUCAAGAACGUUUCAUUUUUGUCCGUGAAACGUCUCAUAAUGCCUACAGAGCGUCUUCUUAUACUAUUGCUGGCCUUAUAACUUACCUUCCAUUUCUUUUACUUCAAUCUGGAGUUUAUGCAGCCAUUGUUUGGAAAGCCCUAAAGCUUCGCGGUCCUUUCUACUAUUUCUUGCUGGUUCUUUACGUUUCUUUACUUUCUACUAAUUCUUUUGUUGUUUUUGUUAGUUCUAUCGUUCCGAAUUACAUUUUGGGUUACGCAUCAGUAAUUGCAUUUACUGCUUUGUUUUUCUUGUUUUGUGGGUAUUUCUUGAAUAGUCACGAUAUACCUAUUUACUGGAAAUGGAUGAACAAGAUUUCUACUAUGACUUAUCCGUAUGAAGGAUUAUUGAUGAACCAGUACCAAACAGGAGAGGUUUUUGGGUUUACUUCAACUGGACAACCUAUAAAUGGAACUGCUAUAUUAGAUUCACUGAAAAUCAGUACUGAAGAAUCCAAGAAAUGGGAGAAGGUGCUUAUUAUGUUGGGUUGGGCAGUUCUUUACAGGAUAUUUUUCUAUGUAGUUCUUCGAUUCUUUUCCAAGAAUCAAAGGUCGUAG
Jatropha curcas is the source of this 2193-nucleotide messenger RNA. RefSeq names its product ABC transporter G family member STR2. Gene Ontology annotation, cellular component: membrane. The record is from RefSeq and is a predicted model, not a curated record. Gene Ontology annotation, biological process: transmembrane transport. NCBI's taxonomy places the organism in Eukaryota, Viridiplantae, Streptophyta, Magnoliopsida, Malpighiales, Euphorbiaceae. Gene Ontology annotation, molecular function: ATP hydrolysis activity; ATP binding; ABC-type transporter activity.